AUGGAAUUGAUAUGCCUCAACGGCCUACAAACAAACCCAGAUGUGCCCGGAUGCGAGCGGGUCGUGGGGACAUGGCUUCGCCGGGAGUGGCUGGAGCUUCCUCGGGAGGAGGUUAUCGCUACCGAUUUCAAUGCCCCCCCAGAGCUGUUGGGAGCGGAGAAGAUUUUCAUGGUCAAAGGAUGGAAUCGCUCAGUCUGCGGAUUGGCAGUCUUGUUCGCAGCCUUCAAACAAUCUGAAUUGCUGAAGGCCUGGUGUUGGAAAAUUGCUUCAUUGUUGGAUCCAACCCGUACCGUCGCCUCCUUCGCGAGCGCGUACUCUCUGGGCAAACACGAGUCCGCAGCGGCGCUGAACCUCCUGCGGCGAGUGCCCAGCGAAAUCAGGGAGGGAUUGACCCUCCUUGCACAGCUCCAAAAGGUUUGUGCGCUCUUUGUGGCCUGCAUUGAUCAGUUCAAGGCACAGGUGCCGUCCGCUUUCAGUGAGUCCGCGCUUGCUGAGGUCAACAAAGCGUUUGAAAAGAGACACGCGGACGCCGAUUUGUUGGCCACGCUGGAUGGGUCUGUCCCUCCACCUGACCUCUCGAAGAUUAGCGUCUUUGCAGUGCAUCUAUCCAAAUAUGCUACAGAGGCCAGGCUCAGUCAACAGCUGCUCCAAACCACAUGGCAACAGAUGGAGUUGCAAGUGGAGCAGGACAAGGUGAAAUUGCAGGAUUGGUCCAGGAAGUUUACAAGCUUCAUGGCCAAGCAGGGAUCACUGGAUGUGAAGUACCUCUCAGACCGGUACGCAAAGGGCAAGGAGGAAAUCAGCAAGCUCCUGGCAGAGAAGCACCGCAUCGUCCGACAUCCAUCCAUUUGUUUGGGGCAUUCUGCUAUUGUGCAAAUGCAAGGUGAAAUGGGACCUGAUGGGUUGACCAUAUUGAUUGCAGAUGCAACCUUGUGGCCAACGCGUCCACUCUCGAUUGAUGAGGCGGUUCAAGUCGCACAGGGCGUGACUGGGGGCAAUUGUAACUCGGUGUCUUUCUGGUGCCUGCCACAAUGGCAUUCCAGUGCUGGGAAGGUUGCGGUCUUGAAAAACAGGAGACUUCUAGAAGACAAGGUGGUUGGGAAUAUUGGGUGUUUGGCUGGGGUGGCUCCUGGGAUGAGCGAUGUUCCAUGGAGUCGCAGCAGGGCUUUGUUGGGUAGCAUAGAUGAAGUUGACCGAGCGCGGGUCAACGAGCUCUCCAACCCAGAGCCAGACAAGCCCUUGGUCCAGCAGAGGGGUGUGCAAGCGUGCGUGGACAUCCUGGAACAACUUCUCUGUGGAAUGCAUGCCCGCGAAGCCCAGCCCGUGCUGUUGUGGUCCCAAGCAGCAUGGCAGCUUCAGCGCGCAUUCUUGCAGGGCGCGUCAGCGGAAGACCGCGCCUGGGAUGUUCGGUUUCUCAGCAUCUACCACGACGAUGAUACCAAGCAUGCCGAGUCCUGCCAACAGCUCAUUUGUGGAAGGGCCAUGCAGCAGUGGUGGGAUACUUCAAGCGCCGCUGGGCCAAAGUCCCGUGCUGCUCAAACCUUCUCAGAGGAAAUCCCUGGUCUGGAUUGCUUGAUUGUGUUGGACAAUGAGCUGAAGUCUUUGGGUUAA
Molecule: messenger RNA, 1611 nt
Organism: Durusdinium trenchii
Lineage: Eukaryota; Dinophyceae; Suessiales; Symbiodiniaceae
Source: the annotation of a GenBank genome assembly